AUGGACGUCUUUUUGUGGGUGCCUUGGAAAGAUACGAACACUAACACAGCAUCCAAGACCAGACUAACCUCCACCCUCCGCCUCCUCAUUCCGCGCCUCCGCCUUCUCCAGAGAAAGGACACCGCCUCGUCCGUCAUCCAGCGCCGCGAACUUGCCACGCUCCUGGACGAAGGCCGUGAGUCCUCCGCCCGCAUCCGCGUCGAGAAUGUCAUCGCAACCGACAUCGCCGUCGAGGUCAUGGAGAUGGUCGAGCUAUACUGCGAGCUGCUCCUCGCGCGCGUCAAUGUCCUCGAUCAGCUUGCCUACAUUGACGCAGCGCUCGACGAAGCCGCCGCCGUGAUCUUCUACGCGUGGCCGCGCUUCCCGCAUGACGUGCGCGAGCUGACCAUGCUGCGCGGCAUGCUCGCCGAGCGCUGGGGCAAGGAGUUCAUGACGCUGGCGCAGGACAACAAGCUGGUGGACGUGAGGGUGCCGGAGCGGCUGGUCAAGGGACUGCGUGUGAAGCCGCCGGCGCAAGAGCUCGUCGAGAGCUAUCUCCGGGAGAUUGCAAAGGCGUAUGGGAGUUCGUGGGGAGCACAGGCCCAGAGCCAGAGCCAGAGCGAGAGCGAGCUCGGCGAGGCGCCCCGGGAGUUUGUCGGCGAUCGGCCUGGCGAUACUGACCAACCUGGCGAUGGCGAUGGCGAUGGCGACGCUGCCGUCCCCUCCACGCCGACCCGGCCAGUCAACAUGGCUGAGGCGCGGCGCGCUUCUGAGACCUCGGAGUUGAAUAAGGCGACGCCACCCCGGGGGUUCCAGUCCGUCAAGAGCCCCGUCAGUGUUGCGCCGCCGGGGCCGCGGUCAGAUAACCCCAAUCCACGUGUCAAGGUUCCCGGCAGUGAGAUCCAGUCCGAGACGCAGGUGGAGGAGCCUCCCAGGGCGCGGAACGGUAAUGCGGGUGGUUCGGGGGGGAUACCGGAAUUGGAUGAGCUGGCUCGACGGUUUGCUGCAUUGCGGCGGUGA
Molecule: messenger RNA, 999 nt
Organism: Aspergillus fumigatus Af293
Lineage: Eukaryota; Fungi; Ascomycota; Eurotiomycetes; Eurotiales; Aspergillaceae
Source: RefSeq, a predicted model, not a curated record